Messenger RNA from Ramularia collo-cygni, 918 nucleotides. RefSeq lists its product as uncharacterized. The transcript has a single exon. Bases 1 to 918 code for a protein of 305 amino acids. NCBI's taxonomy places the organism in Eukaryota, Fungi, Ascomycota, Dothideomycetes, Mycosphaerellales, Mycosphaerellaceae. The record is from RefSeq and is a predicted model, not a curated record.
AUGCUAUUCCUCUUCCUCUCCUAUCUCUUUCUCCCCUUCUCCCUCGCAUAUCCAUCAUUAUCGACACCAUCAUCCUCGGAAGACCCCAUCAAAGCCCUGUUCCUCUUCAAAGACGUCCUCUCCUCCAACACCACCGCAAUCACAACCACCGGUUUCAACACCCUCCUAAUCUUCAACGUCGAAGUCACAAACACCUCCGACCUCGUCUAUCCACGCCGCACAGGUGUCGGAGACGACAUAUCCACCCCUCUCGUCUCCAACGGAACCUACAUUUCCAACACCAACACCACCCUCCUAGCCUCCCAAAUCCGCUCCCUCAAAUCCCUCCCCAACUCCCAAAUCUCCCGCGUAGAAGUCACCCUCGUAUCUGGCUACCCGACCUUUGAAAAUAUCCGCGACGCCAUCAACCGCGAUGGAAUCUCCCCAGACACCACCCUCUAUCGAAAUUUCGCGGCGUUGAAAGAAGCCUGGGGUAUAGACGCCAUCAACAACGACGAUGAAGGCGUCUACGAUAUCCCCUCCACCAUCCUCUUUUCCCACAUGCUUGGAAAUAUGGGAUAUCAACUCUCCGGAGCACCCUACACCAACAUCACGUUUUGGAAAAACGUCACCCAGACUGUGAAUUCCCAGACGCCGGGAUUGUGGGAUCGCAUGUAUUUGCAAUGCUAUGAUGGUGGAAGCGGGAAUGAUCCUACUGAGUGGGAGGAAGGAGUGGGGAUGAAAACUGUGCCGUUGUUGUGGGUUACUAAUGAUGCGAAACCCGCCGAGGGCAAGACUCCUAUGGAAGCUGAGGUGGUGUUUGAGGGCUAUGAGAGGGAUGCUGUCGUCGGGGGAGGGUAUUGGAAUGAUUAUGAUAUUGAGAAAUUGGGAGGGAGUUAUGAAGAGUACGAGGGAGUUCUAGAAAAGGUUUUUGGGUGA